Orbilia oligospora ATCC 24927 is the source of this 1227-nucleotide messenger RNA. RefSeq lists its product as uncharacterized. The record is from RefSeq and is a predicted model, not a curated record. Gene Ontology annotation, biological process: mitochondrion organization. The transcript has 3 exons. The coding region runs from base 1 to 1227 and encodes 408 amino acids. Gene Ontology annotation, cellular component: SAM complex. Lineage: Eukaryota; Fungi; Ascomycota; Orbiliomycetes; Orbiliales; Orbiliaceae.
AUGUCACCAAUUGAGCUCCAUGUCUGGAACAGGGCGUUCGGACUGCCGUCCCUAGACCCCGAAUGUCUUGCGGCAAUUGCUUUCCUGAGCUCUGCGAUACCUCAAGACCUUUGGGUACUUGUGGAGAGUAACAAUGCUGGUGUUUCGCCGAAUGGAUCAUUGCCGGCACUCAAAGACGGUUCACAAUGGAUUGGUGGCUUCGACGCGAUAGUCUCGCACCUCAACUCCAAAAGCGCAGGCGGUUCUGAUAUCGAUAGAAGCCUGACGGGUCUGCAGAAGGCCCAAUCUGUAGCAUACCGCUCCUUCAUCCGCAAGACAUGCCUUCCUAUAACCUCCCUCUCCCUCUAUGUCACCAGCAAGAACUGGAUAAACGUAACCAGACCUCUAUACUCUACCUUCCUCCAAUUCCCCAUCCAAUAUGAAAUCCCACAUACCCACCACGCACGAGCAAUUGCCUUAACCGCUCACCUUACAUCCCUCAUCCGAGACAUAGCAGCCGAAGAGUCUCGGCCCCUACAGCCGGUUUCCACUGCCUUUGCCGGCAUCACCACUACUACGGACAAGUCUAUACCCCAGGAAAAAGAAAAGAUAACGACUCGUGUCAGACUUCGUAACCUACUGGCUGACUUCCUAGACCCAAUCAACGAGAAGCUUGCAGGACAAAGUUACUUUUUUGGUGGUGCAUCUCCUACCACCAUCGAUUGUUUGCUCGUUGGCUAUCUCUCCCUCUUGCUCGUUCCGGACCUUCCAUCUCCCUGGGCGAAAGAGAUACUCCAAAAUGAGUUUUCAGAUAUAGUUGGUUAUGCAGAUAACUUAAAAUCUGCUUGCUUCACACAAGAUAUAACCUACGGUACUCCAGACGAAAACGACAAACUAACGUUGAUAAGCUGGACGAAACGUACCAUCGAGGAAUCACCUCGAUCAUGGGGCGUAAGCGAUGAGAUUCCACUCAACCAAGAAGGUCACAAAGCUCGGUCAACAGCGUUUUGGGUUGCAGUGCAGGGAGUCAUUGGGUUGGCGGCGACGAUUGGAAGUGUAGUUGCUUAUAAGGCGUUGACGACUGAAGGGAAGGUAGAUGUCGAGCUUAAAGAGGAAGUUGCAGGGACAGAGGUUUACUCGACGGUCAGGGGGGCCGUAGGGGAUGUAGAGGGCACCGGGGCUUCAAAUAACGGGGCCGAGGAGGGGAGACUCCCGAUAUUCAGAGCGGAAGAUAUGCUGGGGCUGUAG